This is a messenger RNA of Colossoma macropomum (tambaqui), 6520 nucleotides long. It is a transcript of the gene tmtc3, whose product is annotated as transmembrane O-mannosyltransferase targeting cadherins 3. Gene Ontology annotation, molecular function: protein binding; mannosyltransferase activity. Gene Ontology annotation, biological process: protein O-linked glycosylation via mannose. The transcript is spliced from 14 exons. Bases 140 to 2968 code for a protein of 942 amino acids. The record is from RefSeq and is a predicted model, not a curated record. NCBI's taxonomy places the organism in Eukaryota, Metazoa, Chordata, Actinopteri, Characiformes, Serrasalmidae. Gene Ontology annotation, cellular component: endoplasmic reticulum.
AAAAAGUCUAUUAGCAUCGAAAAUCUGGGUUGCCGUUACCGAAUUAAAGCAGCUGUGUUUUUUAAACCCAUACUUACAUUGUCUUUCCGAAUAACUCCUCAAAGCCAUGACAAGUGCUCAAUGAGGUCACACGUCAGUGAUGGCUGUGUUGUCGUGGAAGGAGAUUUGCCUGCUGACCGGACUGGUGGUGGGCUGCUACUGGAACAGUCUCCUGUGUGGUUUCGUGUUUGAUGAUGUCUCUGCCAUUUUGGACAACAAAGACCUUCGUCCCUCCACGCCUAUCCAGAACCUCUUUCUCAAUGAUUUCUGGGGGACCCCCAUGUCAGAGGAGAGGAGCCAUAAAUCUUACAGACCGCUCACUGUCCUCACCUUCCGCCUCAACUACCUGCUGAGCGAGUUGAACCCUGCGUCCUACCACCUGCUGAACGUGCUUCUCCAUGCAGCCGUUUGCAUCCUCUUCCUGCGCUUCUGCCGACUGCUCCUGGACCGCACGACCAGUGUGGUGGCCGCACUGCUGUUUGCUGUCCACCCCAUCCACACAGAGGCUGUCACAGGCGUCGUGGGAAGAGCCGAACUGCUGUCCUCAAUCUUCCUGUUGGCAGCUUUUCUGACCUACACCAAGUCGAAAGGCACAGAUCAAUCCAUUGUGUGGACACCCAUCGUUUUGACCGUGUUCCUUGUAGCUGUUGCCACACUCUGCAAGGAGCAGGGCAUCACUGUGAUUGGAAUAUGCUGCGUGUAUGAAGUGUUUGUCGCCCAAGGGUUCACGCUGCCUAUGCUGAUCGACACAGUGGUGCAGGUGGUACGAGGAAAGGACAGCUUCCCCUACGCCGUGUUGCAGACCCUGCUGAAGCUGGUGGUGCUGGUCAUCAGCACGUUGCUUCUGGUCAUUGUCCGAGUGCAGGUCAUUCAGUCCCAGCUGCCUGUCUUCACCAGGUUUGAUAACCCAGCAGCUGUCAGUUCCACACCUGCCAGGCAGCUCACCUUCAACUACCUACUCCCUGUGAAUGGCUGGCUCCUGCUAAACCCUUCUGAGCUGUGCUGUGACUGGACCAUGGGCACCAUUCCGCUGGUAGAGUCUGUGCUGGACCCACGAAACCUGGCCACUCUGGCUUUCUACAUGCUGCUCGGCCUCCUGGCCUAUCACAGCCUUCGUCACGGCCACAGCUCUGCCAAAACCGUCGUCAUGGCUCUCUCUCUGAUCGUCCUCCCAUUCAUUCCUGCAUCCAACCUGUUCUUCCCUGUGGGCUUCGUGGUGGCUGAACGCGUGCUUUACGUGCCUAGCAUGGGCUUCUGUGUGCUGGUGGCCCAUGGAUUCAAGACCUUGACAUUAAGAUGGGGCCUGAAAAAGAUCUCAUGGUUCUUUAUGGGGGUUCUUCUAAUGACACAUGCUGUGAAGACGUUCAACAGGACCUGGGACUGGGAGUCGGAGUACACACUUUUCACGUCAGCAUUAAAAGUGAACAAGAACAAUGCCAAGCUUUGGAAUAAUGUUGGCCAUGCUCUGGAGAAUCAGCAUAAUUAUGAGCGAGCUCUCAGGUAUUUCCUCCAGGCCACGAGAGUGCAACCAGACGAUAUCGGAGCCCACAUGAACGUUGGAAGAACAUACAAGAACCUCAAUCGAUCCAAAGAGGCAGAGGAGGCGUAUCUGGUUGCAAAAUCUCUUAUGCCACAGAUAAUUCCAGGAAAGAAAUAUGCUACUCGAGUGGCCCCCAACCACCUGAACGUCUACAUCAACCUGGCCAACUUAAUCCGGGCCAAUGACUCGCGACUAGAGGAAGCCGACCAACUAUACAGACAAGCUAUUAGCAUGAGGCCAGACUUCAAACAGGCCUACAUCAGCAGAGGAGAGCUCCUUUUGAAGAUGAAUAAGCCCAACGAGGCACGGGAUGCCUACUUGCGGGCGUUAGAGUUGGAUCGUUCCAAUGCUGACCUGUGGUACAACCUGGCUAUUGUCAACAUCGAGAUGAAGGAGCCCUCCGAAGCUCUAAGGAACUUCAACCGCGCACUGGACCUGAACCCGCGGCACAAACUCGCACUUUUCAACUCAGCUCUGCUCAUGCAGGAGUCUGGUGAGGUGAAGUUCCGUCCCGAAGCCAACCGCCGCUUCCUGACCUAUGUAAAGGAGGAACCUGACGAUGCUAAUGGCUACUUCAACCUGGGCAUGCUAGCCAUGGACGCCAAUGAGAAUGAUGCUGCCGAGCGCUGGAUGCGACAGGCUAUCCGGUUGCAGCCGGGUUUCCGGAGCGCCCUCUUCAAUCUGGCGCUGCUGUUCUCUCAGUCUCAGCGUGAGCUGGAGGCCCUGCCCGUGCUGGACGAGCUCCUGCGGCACCAUCCAGAACACGUCAAGGGCCUCAUACUGAAGGGUGACAUCCUCAUGAACCACCGCAAGGACACUCAGGGCGCCCGAGCCUGCUUCCAGCGCAUCCUCCAAACAGAUCCCGGCAACGUCCAGGCCAAGCACAACCUCUGUGUAGUCUACUUUGAGGAAAGGGACCUGCCACGGGCUGAGCGCUGCCUGGAGGAGACUCUGGCCAUGGCUCCGAACGAAGAGUACAUACGCCGCCACCUGGCCAUCGUCCGCGGCAAAAUGGCGGCCAUGAGCACUGCCGGCCAGCCGCUGGUGCCAGCAGAGGGCGCCGGCCUCCCGGAAAAGCAGCAGCAGCAUCACCAGCAUCAACAGCAGCAGGAGGGCCGUGGAAAAGGAGAGGAGGAGGACGAAGAGUGGCGUGCUGCUGCAAAAGCAGGAACACGGGAAGGGGCUGGGAACGAGAAGAAUUUGCGGAAAUCCUCCCCUGCUGAAAGCUCUGGCGGCCUGGGCAAGGGCAAGGUGAAGAGGCUAGACGCUGGCCAGCGUGACAAGCGGACUAAGAGCAAAUCCACAAAAGAGAUUAAAGACAUAGAAAAGAAAAGGGAGGCCGCCUUGAAGAGACUGGAGGAGAUUGAGCGCAUAUUAAGCAGCGAUUAACCUCGUUGUUUAUCUACUACCACCGGACUACUUUUAUACAACUAUUUAAAGUGCAGGGAUAAGGCUUGGAAGUUUUUCCCCAAACAAGACCUUGUUAUGCAUGCGUUUAAGGACCCCGACCGAGGCGACAGCCGUUUGUUUUGGUCUGUUUUGCUUACUAUGUGAGGUAAAGCCACGUUCCUGUGGCUUUAAUUAAGUGAAACUUCAGAUCGUGUGAGUGCUCCUCGCAUGAAAGACGAAAAGCACAAAAUUAGGUACCUUUUUAAUGAGUAAGAAUCAUGGAUGCAGAAAUGCAGCAUAACUGAUGGAAUGUGUUAUUUUUUUUCUCUUUUUUUUUUUUUAAACAAGAAAAAUCUUUUAUUUGGCAUUGCCUUUUUUUGAAUCACUGGAUGAGUUUUUAAGAUACUUGCAAGACAUUAAUCACCUUUCCACUGUUUAUGAUUAAAAUGCUUUAGAUAAUUAUCACAGACAAUUAAAGGAAAUGACUGUAUGAGCACUAGACCCAGCUUGGGGCAGAGCGUUUGUUUGGUCCACCGGGCUGGGCUCAGGAGGCUAUUUUCACUGUGCUGAUUUCCCCUCACAUGAUGGCAUCGCGUUUCCUUGCUUCCUAGCCUGCUGUUUAUCUCACUUUUGCCCCCAGUGCUCUGACUCCCCCACACCUCAUGGUGUCAAUGUAUUAAUUGUGUCAUCCUGACAUCAUCCAGGAUGUUGAUCUCACCGUUAAUCAGGGUCAGCUCCUGCUCUUGUUAGUAGCUUUGCGAUGAUAGUCUGUCCCACCCUGUGUUCUGCCCCCGGGCUGUACCUUAUGGCCGCCUGCAUGCCCCUGUGACUCCCCCUCUUGAUCAGUGAUUUUACAGCACGGUCAUGCCUCAGCAUAUUUUCCUUUGACUGGGGUGUUAUGGCCUAGUUUUCACAGGGCUUGCUUUUGAUUUUUCACUGACUGUUGCUUGUUGUCACUGCAUAGAUCAAACACGAAGCUCAUAAUCAGGCAUUGAGGGAGAAACCAUGAUCUUCUGUGAUGGCAAAUGUUAAAAAUCCAACUUUAAUUUUUGUGGGUUGUGGUGGACCCUUAGCAAUCGUAGUUAUUCACUAAGAAACAAGUCAUUCUUGGAAUUAUUCACUGAAGUGUGUUGUUUCUUUAAUGUUAUAAGGUACUGUAUGCUUCAGAACAGGCAAUGGGAUCAUAUUAAUGAGCUUAUACUCCUGUGGAGCUGACAUUCUGUUAAUGCACAUCCUCCACUUAAGUAGAGGACAGAAUUUAACUUCCAUACCUGCUAGUUUACUAAUUCAUCAUUCACCAAACUCAUUCUAUUAGUCUUUCGCUGUCCUUUUCAUGUCUGACAAUCCAUUACUGAAGGACUGCAGUUAUCUCACAGUAUCAGCAGCAAGGUUGUUUGGCUUGGAUUCCUCUUUUAUCACUACCUGAGGCAAAUCGGUAUCUGGCAGACCCAAAGGUCCUUGAACCUUUACAGUGUAUUUUCACAUGCUAAUUCGCUAAUGCACUCUCCUGAGUGAUUCUGGAGCACAUAUGGAACUGUGUUUUGCACUUUUGCUGCAUUAAAACACUACAGAAAAUAAAGCCACUCAAAGCAGCACAAAACUGGUAGCAUUUUGUCCCUGUGAAAACAGUAGACUCACAGUGGCCUCCUACAAAGCAGAUGAACUUCAGAAUGGUUGUGCUUUGCAGCGUCCUACAGUUCUGCUGCUGCUGCUAUGUCCAUGUGGGUAAAAGUUAAUUGAUUAUACUGUGUUUUACAUAUAAAGUGCACUGUUUCUCCAAAAGUGUUGCAUCAGGGAAGCCCCUCUAUGGAUCUGGAGAACUGGAGUUCAACAUUCUUUGUUGAUUUCCUUGCUCAAAGAGACCUGAUUCUCCUCAUUAACAAAUUACCAGGCUUAGUACAUCACUAGGGACGUCGCCAAACUGUGCUGGACUCCCACCACACAGGGCCGAAUCUGGGCAACGUUGGCCUAGAUCAUUUAAACUUACAUAUGACCCACUAAUACAGCUAAACUACUGCAGACUCACUUAAGAGCCAUAAAACUUGGGCUACCAGUCGUAUUUCAACCUUCCUCCUCUCAGGAUGACCCCUGAGAAAGUAUGCUAUUCAUCAGUGAGCAUAUGCAGUGCCUCCUUCAAGGAUGUCCUGCCCAGACGUGAAACAAUGGCUGUACUUACCUACUGCUGUGCUGUAAGCUAAACCACUAUAUAUUUUAAAUCCAAGUGAUUUAUUGUAUUUAACCCUUUUUUUUCUUUCACAUAUAGACCAGAGUGUCAUUUGGCUCAUAGGUGGUAGCGGGGCGUAUGGUUUUCCAAUAAAGAAAGUUUACAACGAGAGUACACUGUUAAAGGUGUCACUUUUUUGGCGCUCACUUUGAACAGGUUGGUUGGUCCAAGUGUGAAUAAAAAGUAAGUGAUUUCCUGGAACAGGGAAGAUAAUGUGGUGUGUGUGUGUGUGUGUGUGUGAGAAUCUUUGUUUUUGUAAGUUUCUCACACCUGCUCUUCAUUCUGUUGGGUGAUAGCGGGUCUGUGUUAAUUUAAAUACACACUACAGCCAAAAACUUGACAGUCUAGUGUUUUCAGCAAGUGGCAGAGAGCCAAAAUAGUUGUCUGUCUGGGCUGUUUUGAAGGGUUAGCUGCAUGUUAACUCGAUGUUAGCUUGAUUUAGGUAUCACUGUACAGGCUUAAAAAGUUCCUCUGAUAAUGUAUCAUUUUGCAUUACAGUUCGGCUGAUAAGAAGCGUAAAGGCAGAAGAUACUCUAUCUCAGUACUGCUUUCUAAUUACUCUAAUCUCUUAGAUGCUGCAAGCAGACGUAGUACUGUGCUAAAAUAAGUUUCCAGUUAAAUACAUUUAUUUAGUUUUCAGUUAAAAUAGCCAUUAAGUACAAGUUCUUCACUUUUUCAGAAUUUAUUUCUGAAGACCUUUGAUAUAUGACAAGCAGUUACUAAAAUUCAUCUUUGAGAGAGAGCAGAAAAUCAAGCUCCACUCUUGCUUCUGGAAAAAAAUCCAUAGGUACUUCUGUCCAUCCUUCCACUGUGAGAAGACAAUUCAGGGCUAUGGGUCUGAAAGGAUGUGUAUCUGUCAAGAAGCCUCACUGAGAAAAGGAAAUAGACAAAAAAGAAGAAAAUCUGUAAAUCAAACAAAAUGGUGUUCUCAGAACAAUGGACUGGCCACCCCAGAGUCCAAACCUCAACAUUACAGAGUGUGUUUGGAUCGUGGAAAGCAGAAAAUGCAACCAACUUCAAAGACUGAAAGGUGGACACACUAAUUAUGUAAAAUGAUAGAAUAUUUGAUUGAGUCAUCUGUGUAAUUUUCUGGUAAAUGCGUCUUGGGCCUUUUUUCCUAAUGCUGGAAAAUGAAAACCUCAAUGGCUGCUUUGACUGGAAAUUAAAUAAACAAAAUGGUCUCUGAAUUUUGCACAGUGCUGUAUAUUUACAUGUACUUCAGUAUAAAAUGUGGUGGUAACUUCAUAGCCAGCCACAUUUUUUCGUGUAUGUUUUGUCUUGUAAGUAUUCAAGCUAGUAUGCUUCUUCUGUUAAAACACUAAUACAAU